UAGGUUUUCGAACAUUCAAAAGAGAUUGUCUGCAGCAAUUUUGCUGAUGGAACAGAUUGAGAAAAUAUCUCCUGAAGCUCAGAAGUGGAGGGUUACUAACCUACUUUUUAGAGGGGCAUUUUCUGCCUGCUCAUUUAGGCUGUGUUUUGCAGUUUCUCCUCUGCUAACGAGUAAGUCAAACCAUGAACCAGUCACAGUUAAAUGAUUGGAGGACAGUUAACACAAGUGGAAAUUUACUGAAUACAUCUGGACAUCACCCCUGUCCUUUGGGUUUUGGACACUACAGUUCUGUGAACGUAUGCAUCCUGGAAACCUCUAUUAUUGUGCUGCUAACCUUUUUGAUAAUCAUUGGUAACCUGAUUGUCAUUUUUGUAUUUCAUUGUGCACCUCUUUUGCACCAUUAUACUACAAGUUAUUUCAUCCAGACAAUGGCAUAUGCAGACUUGUUGGUCGGAGUUAGUUGCUUGGUACCUACGCUGUCACUUCUUCAUUAUUCCACAGGCGUUCACGAGUCCCUAACAUGUCAAGUGUUUGGCUACAUUGUUUCUGUGCUGAAGAGUGUUUCUAUGGCUUGUUUAGCAUUCAUCAGUGUGGAUCGAUACCUAGCAAUCACCAAACCACUCUCUUACAACCAACUAGUAACACCCUGCAGAUUGCGUCUCUGCAUUAUACUCAUUUGGAUCUAUUCUUGUUUGAUUUUCCUGCCGUCCUUUUUUGGUUGGGGUAAACCUGGAUAUCAUGGUGACAUCUUUCAGUGGUGUGCCAUUGCCUGGCAUACCAGUGCCUAUUUUACUGGCUUUAUUGUGUGUCUGCUGUAUGCUCCUGCAGCACUGAUUAUUUGUUUUACAUACUUUCAUAUUUUUCGUAUAUGUAGACAGCAUACCAAAGAAAUUUGUGAUCGCAGGGCACGCUUCCCCAGCCAUGAAGCUGAAUCAGCUGGUGAAACUGGGCCUGCUCACAGCCCUGAUCGGCGUUAUGCCAUGGUGUUGUUUCGCAUAACCAGUGUUUUCUAUAUGCUGUGGCUCCCAUACAUCAUCUACUUUUUGUUGGAAAGCUGGCGAACAAUGGACAAUCCUACUCUUUCCUUCCUUACCACUUGGUUGGCCAUAAGCAAUAGUUUCUGUAACUGUGUCAUAUACAGUUUGUCCAAUAGUGUUUUUCGUUUAGGACUCAGGAGGCUAUCAGAAACUAUGUGUUCUCCUUGUAUGUGCUCUAAAGACGUAAAUGAACGGGAUCCUAAACCCCGAAAACGUGCUAACUCAUGUUCUAUCUAAAUGCAACAAAGGAUCAUAUCUGCAUAAGCCCCAUGAUGCUGCUUUUUUUUUUUUUAAACCUCUACAAAUAAAUUAUUGUAACAGUCCCUUUUGGUUUAAAUGUCUGGAUUUAUAAUGAAUUAAUUGAAGUAAUAUACUUUGCUUGAAAAGUCACACAAAGAGUAUUCAAAUACUGACGUGAAUACCCUUGAUUAGGUGACAGUUAACUGAAGUACAAAUAUUUUGGACAGAUAUGUCUGUUGAAUGUGUAUCCAUAAAAAUGUCUGUUGAAAAGUUUGAAUUACAGAUUUCUGCCUUACUGUGUAACAUCAUCUGUGCUAGGAUACCAUUUCAUAUGAUGUUAGGAAAAUAAACUGUCCAUAGCGCAUGUAGUUCCAGUGUUAAAAUAUGUUGUUUUAUAUUUAAUUAGGGAAAAGCAGAAUACAAAGAGUUGAGUGACAGCCAAUCCUCCUACAUCAUCCUCCCAGUCAUACACGAGUUUGCAGCAGACUGUGCAGUUUAAAUGUCAUAAUAAUAAACACAUCUGUGCUAACAGCAUUCCAAAAAAAAUAAAAAUAAAAGUUUCUAACGUAUAUGCUGUUGUUUAACAUUUACUAAAUAUUUAUUUUCUUUGAAGGGUCAUCAGCUUUAAUAAUUGUGUUUUCAUUGACUGAAAAGUUCACCAACUGUUUUGUGAAAAGUUCACAAAAUGUAUUUCCAUAUAUGCAAUUGUACUUUUGGCUAUGUAUUUUUGCAGUAGGAUAUACCUAAUGUAAAUAUGAAAACAUAUUUGCAUUGUUUAUUCAUCCCAGAAAUGUAACCAAGUAAUACCUAAUAAUUGCCUGCAGUCAAACACUGGCCUCUGAUUAUUAUUUUUAAAGUCUCUAUCCAUGUCCUUAUCCUGUCUAGCCAGACUGACUGAUAUAUGGCCAAGACUGACCACACAUGUGUUGGAGAGGCUAUUGUUGUUGUCCUAUAUGUGGGUCUGUAGAUUGACAGUUGGCAAAAUCACUAUGUAUGUAGCCAGCUUUACACUGUCAGACAGGUUAGUCAUUAAAUCAAAUUAUGGAUUUGUGAAUAUUAACUUUGUAUAACACAGAUCCAGUUCCAGUUGUAGUAUGACCUAAUAUUGUUAAGACUAGCUGGAAAAUCUCAUCAAGAGAGGACCAAGUUAGGCAGUCCUUUUUGACAUGCCUGCGCUUACCAAUAUUUGUAUUCAGUUGUUGACCGGGCUAAACCAUUGUAGCAUCCUACUAUGGCCCACCACUUGGGUGGCCAGAUUCACUUGUUUGGCAAACUUACCAUGAGUUUUCCGUUUACUUUAUGUAUUUUUCCAAGGAUAUGUAGUCACAUGUAGUGCUCUUGUGCAUUGACCUUGCUAUCAUGAGAAAGACUAGACCUAUAUUCAUGUAAAACCACACAGAUACAUUAAGACGUUGACCUUAAUUUAAAUAAUGGAAUUUAGGAUAUCAAAUUAAUGAUCUGUUAUGGGGUAACCCAUUAUGCAGAAUUCUCUGAAACCCAGCAAUGCUAUUACCUUAUAUUUGUAGUUAAAAUAAAGAAUUUUCUCUGGAAUGACAGCCCCUUGUUGAUGGUAACAAAUCCACCAUAAAUGUGUGUUUUAAGCAACUUUACAACAUACAUUCAGUUAAAUAUUUUCAGUGGUUUGAAGGUUAUUUUUAAAUGUAAUUGCUAUUGAAAGCUGUAUUUUUUCCUUUCUGUUCUGUGAUUCUGACUCUUAAAACAGGGCUUCUUUUUUAAGUCUGUUAAUCAGCUGGUUUCUGCUACAUUUAGACAUUAGAAACAGAAGUACAUGCUUUUUUAAUAGCAAUUAUAAAUACAGUUAACCUUAAAAUUACUUACAUAUUUAAUUGCCAUUUUUAUGUCACGUUGCUUUCAAUUACAUUCACUUUUUAAAACUAUAACAGUAUUUGAGUAUAGUUAUACAAAAUGGUUUAUUUAACCUUUUAAUAUGGGCCAUUAAUAUGGGCCAUGAUGACAGUUUCUCAUAGCUUAUCCAUUCUAAUUGUAUUAAAAUGCCAAUGAGUUUAGAACAUCAGCAGUAAAAAUAAAAAUAACUGUUCUUUUAUGCAGCGUUUAAUUUAUUACUCAUAAGUUAAAAAUGAUUCCUUUUUUUAAUUUUUUAAAAAUUCCCUGAACUCUGUUUUCCUAAGCUGGUAUCCUAUUUUAAUGAGAUUUGUGUAGCUAAAACCUUGCGGGAUGGAUAUUUGAGUCAUUUUUAGUAACAGAUGGGUCUGUCUCUAUUUGAGGCUUUCUAAGCACAGCUUAAUACUACUGUCUGUGGCUGUUGUUAUGAUCAGAAGCCAUUAUUUCUUGGAGAAACCAACAAUUAAUUGUUUUAAGUUUUUUUUUUUUAAUUUGCUGUUCCUGAUUUAUUUAUUUUAAUGUUCUGAGGAACCACACUGUAUGGUGACUGCUUGCUUCCAUCAUUUGAUGAAGGGCAUUAAAUGUGAUGUGAAGUGCUACAUUGUGAAAAGAAUGGACAGUAUUUUCAACACAUCUGGAAACAAAGUGUGUAGUUAAUUAUGCUAUAAAGCAGUACAUUAUCUGCCUCUUAUUAAGAUGGCAGUUUCUGACAGCCACCCUGCAAUCUGCUGCAUUACCAUAAAUUACUUCAAGCAAUAAUUAUACAUCUUUUGUUUCGGAAAUCUAAAGCCUGAUUUUAUGGAGAACUGUGAUCCAUGGGCUUUUCUUUAGAAACUUCUGGUUAUGGUUAUCGACAGCCUGAAUGAUUUUGUAACUAACUCAGAACAGAUAUAUUUUUAUUACAUAGAGAGACAUGAGAUUAUACAACAGGAUAUUAGGAUAAUAGCUGCUGUAAUCAUACACUAUAUGGUUAAACUCUGCAAUGAAAUGAGUGAACUGUCCAUUUCCUUUAGAUAAAAGUAGAUUGGUAACAUCCCAUGAAGGUCAAAGAUGCCGAAAUAUUUUAGCAGACACACACACACAAGCACACACAUAUGUAGUUAUACAAAUGUAUAAUACAAAACAGUGCCUUUUUUUCUAUUCUUUUGUUUUCUGAAGGCUGUAUUGGGCAUAAAAUUUAGUUUUGCUGGUGAUUCCAGCUGUGUUAAAAUUAUUUGUAUCCAUAGUGUUAAUAGAGCAUUACACUGGUAUUUUAUAUUAUGUCUGAUCCUGUCUGAAUGAUCUUCAUAAUCACUAAAAAUGCUUGGUAUGAAUACAUUUGUAUCUGCGUUUUUAGAAAUUACUUAAGUGCAUUAAAGACCAAUGGAAGCAAAAUGUUUCAGAGAAUAUAGCAUAUGUUGUACAGUAGUCCUAAGCCUGCAGUUAUAAGCACAGUAAUUUACAGUUAAUUCUGUGGUAGUGUCUGUUAAAUGUAAUUAGACAUCAGCUGUUAAUUGCUUGUGUACCUGCUAAUCACACGUUUAAAACAUAUCUUUAGUGGAAAUAUGGUUGAUUUUUGUCCAAAUUCAAAACACUUGGAUUGGUUUUACAUUUUGUGCAAAAAAAUACUGUGACAGAACUAAUAUAAAAGAGAAUAAUGUAAUAAAAGGCAUUGCUGUAAA
Xenopus laevis (African clawed frog) is the source of this 4801-nucleotide messenger RNA. It is a transcript of the gene gpr52.S, whose product is annotated as G protein-coupled receptor 52 S homeolog. The coding region runs from base 183 to 1274 and encodes 363 amino acids. Gene Ontology annotation, cellular component: plasma membrane; membrane. The record is from RefSeq and is a predicted model, not a curated record. NCBI's taxonomy places the organism in Eukaryota, Metazoa, Chordata, Amphibia, Anura, Pipidae. Gene Ontology annotation, biological process: signal transduction; detection of visible light; G protein-coupled receptor signaling pathway. Gene Ontology annotation, molecular function: G protein-coupled receptor activity. The transcript has a single exon.